Salmo salar (Atlantic salmon) is the source of this 621-nucleotide messenger RNA. Lineage: Eukaryota; Metazoa; Chordata; Actinopteri; Salmoniformes; Salmonidae. The record is from RefSeq and is a predicted model, not a curated record.
CUGCUUACCGCUACAGUGUGGAACAUGGUGGAGAGAACAGAAUGAAACCUGGACUUAGAAAAUAUGUCUGUGAUCUCACACUGGACCUAAACACAGUAAACAGACACCUCUCUCUGUCUGAGGAGAACAGAAAGGUGACAUGUAGGAGAGAGGAGCAGCCGUAUCCUGAUCACCCAGAGAGAUUUGAGGUCUGGGGACAGGUGCUGUGUAGAGAGGGUCUGACUGGGCGCUGUUACUGGGAGGUAGAGUGGAGUGGGAUAAUGGGGGCUGCUAUAGGAGUGACAUUUAAAGUAAUCAGCAGGAGAGGAAGAGGUCUUGACUGUUGUCUUGGAUACAAUGACAAGUCCUGGAGUCUGGACUUCUCUGACAACAGAUACUCUGCCUGGCAUAAUAAUAAUCCCACUACCAUAGACGUCCCCUCCUCCAGCCCCCACAGAGUAGGAGUGUAUCUGGACUGGUCAGCCGGCACUCUGUCCUUCUAUAGAGCCUCCUCUGACACACUGACCCACCUGAUCACAUUCACCUCCACAUUCACUGAGCCCCUCUAUCCAGGGUUUAGGGUUCAUUAUGAAUCCUCAGUGUCCCUGAAAUAAUAACUGGACACACACACACACACACACA